UCCACCAAUAAAUAACAGAAGAAGACAAGGUACUAAAGCAGAGAAAGUAUCCCUGUUGUCAGUUCGCCAUCCAGCUGUCACCCACAAAACAACACGGAGUUUGGAACGAUGGCUCUGACGUCAGGAGACUCAUUCGACCGCAUCUUCCUCGCAGACAACAGGUUCCAGGCGGAGGGGUACCGGGAGGGCUUCGACGAGGGGACCCGCCUGGGGAUGCUGGAGGGGCGGACGCACGGCGCCUCCCACGGGGCCCGGGUCUGCGCUGAGGUGUCCUUCUACUACGGGUUCGCUCUCACAUGGAAAUGUCUCCUCGAUAAUAAGAUGGAUGCCAAGUCGAGGAAGCACCUGAAGUGUGUUGACGGCCUGAUGUCGAUGAUCCAGCCCUUUCCGUACGAAAAUCCCCAGGCUGAAGGCCUUCUGGAGAACAUGCAGAAGAUCAGAACCAAGUUCAGACAGGUGUGCUCCGUGAUGAGUGUUCCUACAGACUUCAGCGACUACACGCGCGGCUCCAGCCAAAUGUCCUUCUGAGGGGUCACUGGUCCUGGAGCUCAGUGGUCAGACGGACGCCUGCUGGAUUCUCCUCAUGAGCAGGAGGCAGGGCGGUGUCCGUUGGAGUGUCUCGCGGUGGCGGCCAUUCUGCGAUGGCUGCUGCCGGUUGGACGACAGCGGGGUCGUGUGACGGCCUGUGAUGGAUUAUAAGGUUUAACGUGUGAAAUGUUUUCACCUUUUAUCCGAGGGCGUGUUUCUCAUACUGGUGUGUAUGCAGAGCAAGACACUUCUCCAGGUUGAGUUCAGCCCAGUACAGCGUUACGGCUGAAACAGUACUCUGUGAGGACAUUUUGGAUUGAUUUCAGUUUUUUGUAUAUUCAACAAAUAUCAAUAAAGACUGAAUUGAAAACA
Molecule: messenger RNA, 900 nt
Organism: Gadus morhua (Atlantic cod)
Lineage: Eukaryota; Metazoa; Chordata; Actinopteri; Gadiformes; Gadidae
Gene: lto1
Product: LTO1 maturation factor of ABCE1
Exons: 5
Coding region: 109-528 (139 amino acids)
Source: RefSeq, a predicted model, not a curated record